AUGGCAGGAAACACAGCUAGAGUCACGAAGAGAUCGCUGAAUGCGUGCACGCGAUGCCGCAGACAAAAGAUCAAAUGCUCGGGGUCACAACCAUGCGAUAGCUGCAAUAAACGCAAGCUCACAUGUAUCUUUGAUGAUCGAGAUCAGAAGAUACUUGUCACUAGGGGUUAUCUCGAUGAGCUACAGCAGAAAUUGGCUAGGUUGCAAGGAGAUGAAAAUAACGAGUCUGUUCCUCUAAGUCCAGAAUAUGGCGAGGAGAUAUCACAUGGAUUGAAAGAUCACAAUGACGCACCGGGCAUUACCCAGUCCUCGCCGAAUGACAAGGAGGAUGUCCAAUCCAACCAAGAAAUCCAGCAAGAGCUUGAAGAUCCAGCAUCGGGAUUGACGAAUCCGUUGUCGACAGGGCCGCCGGCCUUUAUGUCAGCCGAGAACGGGCGAACAUUUUAUCUUGGAACUUCCUCCAAUUGGUCAUUCACCCGUCGAGUGCUGAGCCUAACACACGAGUUCAUAUACCAGGAAGCUCUCCCAACGGGGGCCUUGGCAUUCGACGGUGCGACUUAUGACCUAGGCUGGGAUGGGCUCCGAACGCCUCAGAGACCCGAUAUCCCCACCGUACCAACCUUUGACCAUGCUAUGUAUCUUAUCAAUACCGUGAAGUUUCGCUGUGGCCAGCUCUAUCAUCUCUUCGAUGAAGCGGAAUUCAUGGGUGGCCUACACGAUUUCUAUUCGCAAUCCAAGCCAAAUGCGACAUCCAGCUUAUGGUAUGUCCAUUUCCUACUCAUGCUCGCUUUUGGAAAGGGGUUCGUCCAGCACAAGGUACAAGGGAGUAAGCCUCCCGGUGCCGAAUUCUUUGUGAAGGCUCUACAGCUAUUGCCUGAUAUCAGUGUGUUGCACCAAGAACCCAUCGAGUCAACGGAGAUUAUGUGUUGCAUUGCACUCUACUUGCAAGCGCUUGAUUGUCGAUCAUCUGCACACAAUUAUAUCGGCUCAGCGAUGCGAAUGGCCAUGGCGGAGGGUUUGCACACCCAGAUGCCGGUCGAAUAUUUGGGAGAGGAUUUAGUCCAACGCUGUCGAAAGAUUUGGUGGACUGUAUACAUUCUGGAUCGUGAGAUGUCCUCGCUCAUGGGCCUACCUCAGUCCAUCAGUGAUGAUCACAUCAAUACCUUGCUGCCGGCAUUUCCGGGAUCUGCACAGCGGACAGCCGGCAUCAAUAUGCAUAUUAAAAUUUCCAGAAUAAUCGCAGAGAUUAGCAGUGCUGUCUAUGCAAUCGACGGUCGUCUUAAUCGGAACUUCUUACUUCGCACCAAAUCCGCUUUAGCCAGUAUCGCCCGGCUUGCAGAUGAGCUUCAUGAAGGCUUCCCCUUACACCUUGAUCGAUCAAUGAGUGGGGUCUCCAGGACAUCAGCCUAUCUCCACCUCUUAUAUCACCGAUGUAUCGUUCUCGCCACCCGACCAUUACUCUUCUGUUUUUUGAAGAUCCGCUUCGAGUCUCCCGAACAUUGCUUGGAAGCUCUGAACACAUCCCGAAAUGUUCGUAACUUGAUACAGAUGUGCAUUGACUCAUCUCAGAAGAUGAUCAACAUCCUACACAGCCUUCAGUCCGAAGACCUCCUAGAAACUUUCCUCCCUUUCGACCUCGAAUCCGUCUUUGUCUCAACAGUAGUACUCCUCAUGGCCCCAGCAAUCGACGCCAGAUGGUCCUCUCCAGCCUGGCUAGAGAAAGCCUACCUAAUAUUCGAAGAGAUAAUAGAUAACGGAAAUCUAAUCGCCAAAUUCCGGCGAUCGGAACUACAGCUCCUGGACGAAUUACUGAGCUGUUUUCCCCAAGAUAACUCCCGAUGUUUAUCGGCAGCCGUUUCCUUCCCAACUAGUAUCCUCAAUAACCCCCACACGAGUGUUCAACUUGCAAGCUCUUUCCAUCCUUCUGCGCAUGCUCUAGGUAAUGAUCUGCUCACGGAUCCUGGGGCGACGAAUGAUGAUGAGUAUGACUUGACAAGUGGCUUGACUGCGGCGCAGAUUAUGGCCGUUGCAGAUUCCAUUGAGAGUAUCGAUACGGAGUGGAUGUCUAAUGCUAUGAUUCAACAUGGUAUCUGGUAA
Messenger RNA from Penicillium pulvis, 2097 nucleotides. RefSeq lists its product as uncharacterized. The record is from RefSeq and is a predicted model, not a curated record. The transcript is spliced from 8 exons. Gene Ontology annotation, molecular function: zinc ion binding; DNA-binding transcription factor activity, RNA polymerase II-specific; sequence-specific DNA binding. NCBI's taxonomy places the organism in Eukaryota, Fungi, Ascomycota, Eurotiomycetes, Eurotiales, Aspergillaceae. Gene Ontology annotation, biological process: positive regulation of transcription by RNA polymerase II; DNA-templated transcription. Gene Ontology annotation, cellular component: nucleus. The coding region runs from base 1 to 2097 and encodes 698 amino acids.